AAUGUUGACGGAAUAAAAAUGAGGCGAAGAAAAGACAGCAGUGUGUUGUGAUGCUGGAGCUCAGUCAGCACUUUGUGUUGUGUUGGGGCUUGUGUGUGUGCUGUGUGUUCAUGCAGCCUCGGCCUACACGCUGCCUGCGUUUUCAACUGCGCUCAAUGGCCGUCACUCCCACACACAUUUCCCCUUUCUCUGCCUCUGUUGCAGAGUCAGGGGGCGAAACCAAAUGGCAUGGGAAAGAUAGGGAGCCUAAAAUAAAAUAAGUUAUAUCCAUUUGCCCCUGGUGUCUGAGACGUUUCUCUUUUUUUUCUUCUCUUACUGUAACAGAUAAAACAUUUCUGAGUGAUAUGUUUCCUGCGCAUAAAAGCAAAUCAAAAAUAAAACAUGGCGAACAUUGGCCCUAAAAGAAGAGCGACAGAGAGAGUAAGACUGGAGGUUUUCCUUGUUAUUUAUGGAGAGAGAGGGGCUGCUGUCAGGUCCUUUGCGGGGAGAGAAAGAUUGAUCACCGCACUUCUUUUUUUUCCCACUCGGGGCUCCUCCGGCCCUCCCCAAAAUAGGCUAUCCUCUGUUAAACUCUUUCCUCAUCUUCAUAAAAAGAUCUCUCUAAUCCGAAAGCCACUCAUCACACUCUCACUUACUAUUAGCAGUCAGAUUACUGCUGCUCUGUUAUUAUUUUUAAUAUUAGGGGGAACAGGAGGCCUGCGCUCUCUCCUCUUUCUUUUUUUUUCAGUUGCGAGGAGCGACCUCGCUGUGAACUCUCCCUCUCUCUCUGCGUAAACACUCCGAACAUUUUAACACACACACAUCACAGUGGAGAGCGAGGGUGAGAGACCCAUGGCAAUUCUGUAACGAGAAUCUUGGAGCCUGUGUGCACAAACUAUUUUAGUGAGAUUAUAUUUAGACAGAAGCUAUUCAGGCUUCUGUCGCGCUCGUAGACACGCUGACUAAAGCUCCAACAACUAGGCCUGUUUUUUAAAAAAACAACACCAUCCCCAAAAUAUGAAGAAAGCUUUUAAAUACAAAAAAUGCACUUACACGCCAACAGGCUCCCUCUCUCUGCCUCUCUUCACAGUUAUAUCUAAGUGUCUGUCUCUCAGCUCUGUUAGUAGUCAAUCUGCUGAGUAGAAAUCUUCAUCAUCCUCUCCUCCUGAGCUGCUGUGCCAUCUAAAACCCUCUCCAAGUUUUCUAAGUUGGGGAUUUUUAGCUUCUGUCACACUUUAUAAGAUUAAUGAGCUGAGUGCUGUAAACGCUAGGUUUUUUUUUUCUGAUGGAGCCAUAUUGUAAACGGCGCUGACCUGCUCCGUUCACCUAAUGUUAACCGUCAUUACAUCACCCAGAGGACCGAAAAAAAUGUCCGAAAGAUGCUCUUUUGUUUGUGCGUAACGCCGGGCCGGGAUGCGCAGACCCGCCGCCCACACAGCGCACAUGGCGACCGGCAGCCUUCCCGUUUUUUUCGCCCCGAAAAUUUACCCCCCGUUAUGACAAAACAAUAGCACCUAUCCGUUGAUGGAGCCUUUCUUUCCCAGAGCAUUUGGUGGAAAAAUAAUAAUGCUGCUUCCCACAGCCAUCGCCGCCGCCAGGCCCGGGCUUACGAUUGGCUAUUGAGGGUCACAUGACCAGGAAUUGGCUGCAAUUUCGCCCCAUAGUUCUUCAGUUUAGCCUACCCAGGUCCCCAUACGCUAGUAAUAUCACCAAUAUACACAAUUAUUAUAUAGGCACCGCAUUUACGCCAUUGCGGUGGGGAGCCUACAUGCUCGUGCGUUUUUUCAUUUCGUUUUAUUUUUUUUUAAAGCCAUAUUGUGUUGUGUGCGUGCGUGAGCGUGUGUGCGUGCAUGUGUUUUGCUUUUUUUUAUUUUGGGGAAGGGAUUGUUCGGGGGUCUCGCCGUUUGAGAGUGAAACCGGUUUGAGGGAGCUAUGAAUUUUGAAUUUGAGAGGGAGAUCGGUUUUAUAAACAGCCAGCCGUCCCUAGCAGAGUGCCUGACGUCCUUCCCAGCCGUCCUGGAGUCAUUUCAAACUUCAUCAAUCAAGGAGUCGACAGUAAUUCCGCCUCCCUUCGAGCACACCAUCCCCAGCCUCAGCCCCUGCACAGCCAGCCAGCCGAGACCGACUGCUAGGAGCCAGCAGAACCGGAGAACCUCCGCCACUAAUGGCCUCCAGACGCACCACCGAGCCGCCCAGCAGCCCUGUCCGUCCGGUCAGGCCCCUGCCACGGCGACGGCAGCCCCGGUCGGUCCGCUGGCCCACGAGUUCCCCUGGAUGAAGGAGAAGAAGUCAUCAAAGAAAUGCCCCAAGCCUGGGAGCAGUUCCAGUGGUGGCGGAUCCAUCAUCCCGCCUGCCUCGUCCUCCCCAUCGCCGACCGCCUCCGGGUACGCUUCGGCGGGCAUCGAGUCGCCCACAGACCCGAGCCAGGCGAGUCUGGAUGGUGGAGGAGCCGGGUCUCGUCGGCUGCGCACCGCCUACACUAACACACAGCUGCUGGAGUUGGAGAAGGAAUUCCACUUCAACAAGUACUUAUGUCGGCCCAGGAGGGUAGAGAUCGCCGCCCUUUUGGAUCUGACCGAGCGGCAGGUCAAAGUUUGGUUCCAGAACCGCCGGAUGAAACACAAGCGCCAGACGACGCACCACCGGGACGGGGGUGGUGGAGGCGGUCAUGAAUCCAGCGACCCGGGGGGAUUUGAGCCUCUCGAAGGCGCCGAUGCCUCAUCCCCGUAUUCAAGCCAGCCGCUCGAAGCAUCUGGAACCGGCGAAGCUACAUCUGAGAGCGAGCCGACGAGCGGCAAUCCAUCUUCGGCCGCCUACGCCAGUGACAGCGGGGACAAUGCACAGCCCACGCCGGAGGAGGGAGGCCGUCUGAGCCGCCCCGAACGCCCACAGCUGCCAGGGGCUUCUGGUUCCUCUGACCCUGCUGCGACUCACCACUCCCCGCCGGCGUUCACAGCCACGAACUCCGCUGACACCCCGGGCCUGAUGCAGCUCAGCGAGGCCGGGCCCGCAGCAGCAGCAGCAGCAGCAGCGGAUCCGUCGUUCUCCGAGCAGCGGGACUCCACCAUCACCUCCACCUCCUCAUCGGCUCCUCCCGCCACCUCCUCAUCAUCAUCCACGCUGCCCGACCUGACCUUCUUUGCCGGGGACGCCUGUCUGUCACCCAGCCUGCAGAGCUCACUGGAUAGUCCGGUGGAUUUCUCCGAGGAGGACUUCGACCUGUUCACAAGCACACUGUGCACCAUAGACCUGCAGCACCUCAACUUCUGAGGGAACGUUUCAGCAAAAAGACGAUUUACUAACAAGGGAAGGAGUGGCGGACGGCCUGUCUGUGUGGAUGAACAAUCGAGCGGAGGACACAGCACUCGGCGGGGACUCUGUUGUUUAAAAAAAGCAUUAAAGCUUCUCGGCAACAUUCCUGAAACACUUCUAAAUGAAAAUUCUGUUCCGUUUUGAAAUAUAUUUUUUAUCGUCUUCUUGCUGGUUUUUCUUUGCGGCUAUAAUGUAGUUUAAGAGCGACGCAGUUUAUUUUUAUUUUUAUUUUAAACAUCGAAGGGAAAUUGUUUUUCUCUCUCUCUCUCUAUCUCCCACGAUCGAAACGUUGUGGAUUUAUUUUCUCCCCUUGUCCAAAUUUCAGGUAUUUAUUGCCUUUCUUGUUUAAAAUUCUGAACCCUUACCAGUAUGUGUGGAUUUGUUUCGUUAUUCUAGUGCAGCUUCAUGGAUCCUUAAUAACUUCUCAGGAACUGUUCACGGAGUCUAGGUGCAGAUAGCUGGACUGCUCUUAGAAAAUCUGAAGUGAAGAAUGAAUUCAUUCUCUCUGAACGAGACGAGAGAAGCCCUGCUGAUGACCCGAGUUUUAGACCCUAGUUUAUUUAUUGAGAUUCUUUAAUAGUGAAAAUCCAAAUUAUUUAUUGUACAUAUAUUUUCAUAGUGGAAUAAUAAUAACAAUGAUAAUAAAAAAAACACAUAAACAUUUA
Molecule: messenger RNA, 3956 nt
Organism: Scatophagus argus
Lineage: Eukaryota; Metazoa; Chordata; Actinopteri; Scatophagidae
Gene: hoxb2a
Product: homeobox B2a
Exons: 2
Coding region: 1912-3249 (445 amino acids)
Biological process (GO): regulation of DNA-templated transcription
Molecular function (GO): DNA-binding transcription factor activity, RNA polymerase II-specific; DNA binding
Source: RefSeq, a predicted model, not a curated record